AGUGCGUUGUUAUGCUAGCAUGAAGUCUCGUUUGAACUAGGAAGGCAAGAAAAGGGAAAAGGGGGGUAAGCUAAGGCCCUCUGAUGAGGAAGUAGUGCGAUGAUAACAUGAAGCUUCUUCUUCUGUGAUUGCGACCUGCAUCUGUUUCCUUGCCCGCGAUGCCGUCCCAGCGCGUCUUCGCUCUGCCGAGGCAACAAUCUCUGCUCCUGCCUGCCGUCAUCAACCCCUUCGUGCAGAACACCAAACUCUCCAACGCCACCAUACUCAAAUGUGUCCUCCAGGGAAUCAUCCUGGUGCCUCUUCGCGCCAUCCUCAUCUCAUUGGUGCUCAUGGUGACAUGGCCAGUGGCUGUCAUCAUCACCUUCAAGCACCCUCUCAAGGGGGCUGUGUCCCCGAUGACGGGAUGGAGGAGGCUCAUGUGUCAGAGUGUAAUGGCCGCCCUGGGUAGAGCCUACUACUUCUGCAUGGGCUUUCGAGUGGUGGUCAAGGGCAAGCAAGUGGGCAGCAGCGAGGCCCCAAUCCUAGCUGUGGCCCCCCACUCCACUUUCUUUGACGGCAUCGUGUGCAUCAUGGCCGGCCUACCCUCCACCGUAUCCCGCAUGGAGAACCUGGCCACGCCCAUCUUCGGCAGGUUUGUACGCUGCCUCCAGCCGGUGCUGGUGUCCAGGAAAGACCCCGACUCGAGGAAGAACACCAUCCAAGAAAUCGACAGCAGGGCUAAAUCAGGAGGCCGCUGGCCACAGGUGUUGAUAUUUCCAGAGGGGACGUGUACAAAUCGCUCAUGUCUCAUCUCAUUCAAACAAGGUGCCUUUAUCCCAGGCGUCCCUGUGCAGCCUGUGCUUUUGAGAUACCCCAACAAACUAGAUACAGUGACGUGGACCUGGCAAGGUUUCAGCUCGAGGACCCUGCUGCUUCUAACACUGUGCCAGCUUUACACCACGGUGGAGAUUGAGUUCUUGCCACCUCACACCCCUACAGAGGAAGAGAGGAAAAGUCCUGCUUUGCUAGCCAGCAGGGUGAGACACAUCAUGGCCCGGGCACUGGGAGUCCCCGUGACAGACCACACGUACGAGGACUGCCGCCUGAUGAUCUCUGCUGGGGAGCUGACACUCCCCAUGGAGGCCGGCUUGGUGGAAUUCACCAAAAUCAGUCGCAAGCUCAACUUGAAGUGGGACAACGUGAGAAAGGAGUUAGACGGUUUCGCCGCCAUGGCCAGCUCAUGUAAAGGAGGACGCAUCACCAUCAAGGAGUUUGCCAGCUUCCUCAAACUCCCCGUCAGCCCCGCCCUACAGGAGCUCUUUGCCCUGUUUGACAGGAACGGCGAUGGCACCAUAGAUUUCAGAGAGUACGUCAUUGGAGUGACCAUCCUGUGUCGACCAGCCAACACUGAAGACGUACUUCGGAUGGCAUUCCGGCUCUUUGACACAGAUGAGGAUGAGAAAAUCACCCGGGAGGAGUUCACAGCGCUGCUACGCUCAGCUCUGGGCGUGUCCGAUAUCAACAUGGUCAAACUUUUUAAAGAAAUUGACGCAGACAACUCUGGUUUCAUCACAUUCAGUGAGUUUCAAGCCUUCGCCAUGACCCACCCGGAGUACGCCAAGCUGUUCACCACCUACCUGGAGCUUCAGCGGUACCAAGCCAUCCAGGAGGCAAGUCCCGGCGAUCUGGAACUGUCCGGUCAGGUCAGUUCAGGAGAUAGCCAGGAAGACAGCAUCUCGGAUAAGAAGGACGACUGACAACCCGAUCCGUGGUCCACUCCGCUCCCCCCUGGUCUGAACCAUGUCUUAGGUCGCUUGCUUGCGUUUUUAUGGACGUUUUUAGACCACUUUUUUUUGUUUGUUUGGUUUCAGUCUCAGUGCCUUAUGGUGCAGACACAAUAACUCCACCUGUCGAAGUUGCAGCUAAGUCACAAAUACUCCUUCUUUUAUAUAUAUAUAUUGCUAUAUCGUGUUGCAGCCUUAUUCUAACAUUUUUGGAAAUAUACAAAUCAAAAAAUAUCUAACACUCUUUUUUUGUCUUAUCGGUACAUUUUUACUGUAUUUUUGGCCAUAAUUUUUGUUGUUACGCCAUUGUACAUGAUUUGUCCGAAGAGGGUUUUUUUCGUGUUACAUUUUAAAAAUUUAAAUGUCUAUACAAUGAUCGUUAAUUUAAUAAAAGCCAAAAAGGACAUAAAAGUAAUUCAUUUUUUUUCCAAAGGGCAAAAAAACUUCUGUUGUUUUUUUAUUUUUUGGAUUAAUCUCUUAAUUAACUUCAGACCUAAAUAAAAAUACCAAACAGGAAAUAUUUGUAUUUAUUAUUUUAACCUUUUAGUGGCCUUUUGAUCAAAUCAUGUCACAAAUUUCAAGUACCGGUUGUACAAAUUUGCAUACGUGAGUUAUUUUACCAAUGUUUCAACCUGUGACAUUAUCUGAUCAAAAGGCCUUCAAAAGAGUAAAAAUUAAAAAGAAUGAAAAUGAAAAAAAAACAUGAGAUGUUUGAUAUUUCUGUUUAUAACUAAGGUUUAUGGAGAUAUGUAAGCAAAAAAAAAAAUCCAAAAUGUAACACCCUUCAAAAACUUAAGAAUUGUAUUGUUAUUGUUCUUACUAUUAUUAUUAUUUACAGUAGUAGUAUGUUCUGUUUUGCUUUAAAGAUACUUAAAAUCAAGAUGGUUAAAAAAAAAAAAAUUAAGCAAAAGGUAGAUUAGAAAAUGGCAAAUUAAAUAAGUUAUAAAGUUACAUUUUAGAAUACUAAAAUAAAAUUAAAUGUUUUACUUUAUUUUUUCAAAUAUGUUUAAAAAAAAAAUUGUGACAUUAUGUACUAACUGACUCAACAGUGCCUCUGCUGGUGGCAGACACGUACUGCACUCUAUUUUGCUUCAAGCCAACAUUAAUCAACUGUCAAUAAAAUUUGACCAUUUAAUCAAUAAUCGCCUCCCAUCCGCUCGUGAGUCCGACUCGACGUAUUGGACAUGAUAUGUAAAGACGCUGAUGUGUCCACAAAGGGCUCGGAGAUGACGCAACAUGUCCACCAAGCUGACAUGAUGGUGACAAGACACAGAUGUUUCUGAAAGAGGCUUCUGCUGCCAUUGAUGUUCUCAAGGACACACAAGCCUCUCCUUGACUCUAAUUCGUACAUCCUCGGGACAACCUUCGACUUUUCCCAGAGCCGCAAAGGCGGGCCUGCCUGAGGGAGACCGCGUUGCAAUUACAGUAGAGCUGAACCUCUUAAUAUGGUCCAUCUGCGAGCCUUCCCAAAACUAAUAAUCUGUUCCAAAGUCAAACUGUGCCCAUCUUUACUGCAGCUUAGCAUACAAGUGUAAAAAGAAGUUAAUAACCCUAUGAUGGUACUUAUGUGUUUUAGGAAGUGAUGCAUGCAACCAGUCCAAUUUAGAUCUACUAAAUGAUAUCUAUGGGCUCAUCACAUUUCCCUCUUUUUUUUUUUUUUUUUU
Entelurus aequoreus (snake pipefish) is the source of this 3427-nucleotide messenger RNA. It is a transcript of the gene lpcat2, whose product is annotated as lysophosphatidylcholine acyltransferase 2. The transcript has 14 exons. Bases 159 to 1736 code for a protein of 525 amino acids. Gene Ontology annotation, molecular function: calcium ion binding; 1-acylglycerophosphocholine O-acyltransferase activity. The record is from RefSeq and is a predicted model, not a curated record. NCBI's taxonomy places the organism in Eukaryota, Metazoa, Chordata, Actinopteri, Syngnathiformes, Syngnathidae. Gene Ontology annotation, cellular component: endoplasmic reticulum.